This is a messenger RNA of Centrocercus urophasianus (Greater sage-grouse), 794 nucleotides long. It is a transcript of the gene GATC, whose product is annotated as glutamyl-tRNA amidotransferase subunit C. Gene Ontology annotation, biological process: glutaminyl-tRNAGln biosynthesis via transamidation; mitochondrial translation; regulation of translational fidelity. Gene Ontology annotation, cellular component: glutamyl-tRNA(Gln) amidotransferase complex; mitochondrion. Gene Ontology annotation, molecular function: glutaminyl-tRNA synthase (glutamine-hydrolyzing) activity. The coding region runs from base 1 to 510 and encodes 169 amino acids. The transcript is spliced from 4 exons. The record is from RefSeq and is a predicted model, not a curated record. Lineage: Eukaryota; Metazoa; Chordata; Aves; Galliformes; Phasianidae.
AUGGCGGCGGCACGGCCCCUCCGCCACCGUUCCGACGCACUUCCGGCGCGUGUCGAUGACAUCACGAGCCGCUUCCGGUGGCGCGCGAUGCGGGUGUUGGGCUUGUGCCGGUGGCUGCGGGGCGGGACGGUGCGAGCCCUCGGACGCGGGGCGGUCACUGCGAGCUCCGCGCCGCCCCCGCAGGACGGCGUCACGGUGGAGGUUCUCGACCACCUGGAGCGCCUGGCCCUGGUGGACUUCCGCGAUGCCGAGGGCGUUGAGCGGCUGCGGGAGGCGGUGCGGUUCGCUGAGCGGCUGCGGGAGGUGAACACGGAGGGAGUCGAGCCGAUGGACUCGGUGCUGGAGGACAGGUGUCUGUAUCUCCGGGAAGAUGACGUUACAGAGGGCAGCUGCACGGCAGAGCUGCUGAAAAACGCCAGAGAGAAAGUAGAGGAAUAUUUCGUAGCCCCACCAGGUAACAUCCCUUUACCAGAGCUGGAAGAACGAGAUACUGUCCUGAAGGGUUCGUAGUGAGAGAACUCAAAUGCCAUGUCCGUAUUUUAUUUGGGAAAACUGUUUUGUGUGGUCACAACUGAAAUACCCCAGCAUGAAUUUGGAUCCACAGAACACUUGCUCUGCUAAACUUUCUGUCCCAUCCUUCUGUAAAUUCUCUUGGUGCUGAAAUACUUGAUGUUCAUGAAACUGGAAGGCAGCAUGACAAGUGCUUCCAUAUAUCAAAGCAUAUUUUAUGUAUUUUAUAUUCCUGAAUGGCUUAAGGGCUUUAAAGAGAACAUUAAAAACUGAAGGUUAAAACA